Messenger RNA from Jatropha curcas, 956 nucleotides. RefSeq names its product ethylene-responsive transcription factor ERF109. Gene Ontology annotation, biological process: ethylene-activated signaling pathway; regulation of DNA-templated transcription. The record is from RefSeq and is a predicted model, not a curated record. Gene Ontology annotation, molecular function: DNA-binding transcription factor activity; DNA binding. Lineage: Eukaryota; Viridiplantae; Streptophyta; Magnoliopsida; Malpighiales; Euphorbiaceae.
CGGAGGCAGAGACAGUCUAAAAACAAAAAGCAUACACAAAACAACUCAUCAAAACGACCAAAUUUCACCGGGCUUACGGCGAAGGGAAUUACACCUCCGGUAAUGUCAUUGCCACAACUUACCCAAGAUCAAGAACUCUCCAUCAUGGUCUCUGCUCUGAAAAAUGUUGUCUCCGGCGACGCCACCAGUAGCACAACGGUGGCUUCAGAUUUCUCACAGGUUCGUCAAUUCCCCUCCAAUGGUUAUGGUUAUAGUUCUAGUUACUCCUCUGCCGCUGUUACUGGUGCAGUUGCUACCACCACCACUAGUUUUUAUAACGCAUCAGAUCUUGACACGUGUAGCAUAUGCAAAAUCAACGGAUGUUUAGGAUGCAACUUCUUCCCGCCAAAUCAAGAGGAAAAAAAGGGGAGAAGAAAAAGAAUAAAGAAAAAUUACAGAGGAGUAAGGCAGAGGCCGUGGGGAAAAUGGGCGGCGGAGAUAAGAGACCCACGGCGAGCGACAAGGGUGUGGCUAGGGACUUUUAACACGGCGGUGUAGGCUGCUAGAGCCUAUGAUAAGGCCGCGAUAGAUUUUCGAGGGCCGAGAGCGAAGCUGAAUUUUCCAUUUCCAGAUAAUACAGACAGUAAUGGUUCAAAAUUAGGAGAGCAAAUUAUUCCUCAAGAACAAGAACAGAAAGAAAAUAGGAAAGGAAAGGAAUUUGAAGUGGAAAUGGAAAAUCGAAACGAUUUUGAAUUCUGGGAAGGAGUUGGUAAAGAUGAAAUUGAACAAUGGAUGAUGAAUUUUAAUAGGGAUUCAUCAGAUUCUUCUGCUACUAUUAUUUUGUAAUUUUCUUUUCAUAUUUAUGGUUCUCUCAUUCUUUUUUCAAGAAAGAAUCAUUAAGUAAGGGUUUUAGGAUUUACUUGUACAAUUGUUAAACUUUUUUUUUUUUCUUAAAAAAAAAAAGAAAAUUCUUCUAA